Fundulus heteroclitus (mummichog) is the source of this 2755-nucleotide messenger RNA. It is a transcript of the gene stat1a, whose product is annotated as signal transducer and activator of transcription 1a. Bases 124 to 2412 code for a protein of 762 amino acids. The transcript has 26 exons. Gene Ontology annotation, biological process: defense response; regulation of cell population proliferation; response to peptide hormone. Lineage: Eukaryota; Metazoa; Chordata; Actinopteri; Cyprinodontiformes; Fundulidae. The record is from RefSeq and is a predicted model, not a curated record. Gene Ontology annotation, molecular function: DNA-binding transcription factor activity, RNA polymerase II-specific; RNA polymerase II cis-regulatory region sequence-specific DNA binding.
GCGCGUCAAUAGAAGUAGGUACAGAAGCUGACAGGAGGAGCAUUUUUUGUGUGGAAAAGAAGCCUUCGGGAUUCAAACCCCAUUUUUACAGCGAGUUUGUGUCUUUCCACGGGAUAAAAACAGAUGGCGCAGUGGUGCCAGCUGCAGAUGCUGGACUGUAAGUACCUGGAACAGGUGGACCAGCUGUACGAUGACUCCUUCCCCAUGGACAUCCGGCAGUACCUGAGCCGGUGGAUCGAGAGCAUCGACUGGGACACGGUGGCCAUGCAGGACUCGCUGGCCACCAUCCGGUUCCACGACCUGCUGGCCCAGCUGGACGACCAGCACAGCCGCUUCGCCCUGGAGAACAACUUCCUGCAGCAGCACAACUUCCGCAAGAUCAAGAGGAACCUGCAGGAUCGGUUUCAGGAGGAGCCCCACGCCAUGGCCAUGAUCAUCUCCAGGAACCUGAAGGAGGAGCAGAAGAUCCUGGCCUGCGCCAAGGAGGCGGAGCAGGAAGGAGAAGGAACCGUGUCGGCCAUGGUGGUGGAGAAACAGAAGCUCGAUAACAAAGUGAAGGACCUGAAGGACAAAGUUCAGUUCCUCGAUCAGAUGCUGAAGAACCUGGAGGACCUGCAGGACGAGUACGACUUCAAGAUGAAGAACAGAGAGAACGAGGCCAACAGCCUGUCGCCCAAGGAGCUGCAGCAGGAGAAGUUCCAGAUGGCCCGCAUGUGCAUGGACCUCAAGCAGAAGCGUCAGGACGUGGUGACCUUCCUGACGGAGCUGCUGAACCUCACCCACACCUUGAUACAGGAGCUGGUGUCCGAGGAGCUGCCCGAGUGGAAGCAGCGGCAGCAGAUCGCGUGCAUCGGCGGCCCGCCCAACGCCUGCGUGGACCAGCUGCAGAACUGGUUCACCGCCGUAGCCGAGGCGCUGCAGCAGGUCCGGCAGCAGCUGAAGAAGAUGCUGGAGCUGGAGCAGAAGUUCACGUACGAAAACGACCCCAUCUCGCAGAAGAAGGCUCACCUGGAGAACCGGGCGCUGGAGCUGCUCAAGAGCCUCCUCUCCAACUCGCUGGUUGUGGAGAGGCAGCCCUGCAUGCCGACCCACCCGCAGAGACCGCUGGUGCUGAAAACGGGCGUCCAGUUCACCGUGAAGCUCCGGUUUCUGGUGAAGCUUCACGAGUUCAACUACCAGCUGAAGGUCAAAGCCGUGUUCGAUAAGGACGUGACGGAGAAGAAAGGGUUUCGCAAAUUCAACAUCCUGGGGACCAACACCAAGGUGAUGAACAUGGAGGAGUCCAACGGCAGCCUGGCAGCCGAAUUCAGACAUCUGCAACUGAAAGAGCAGAAGCUGGCUGGCAACAGAACCAACGAGGGUCCCCUGAUCGUCACCGAGGAGCUCCACUCGCUCAGCUUCGAGUCGGAGCUGCACCCGAACCAGUCCGGACUCAGCAUCAAGCUGGAGGCCACGGCCCUGCCCCUCGUCGUCAUCUCCAACGUCUGCCAGCUGCCCAGCGGCUGGGCCUCCAUCCUCUGGUACAACAUGCUCACCACGGAGCCCAAGAACCUCAAGUUCUUCCUGUCCCCUCCCGCCGCCAAGUGGUCUCAGUUGUCCGAGGUGCUCAGCUGGCAGUUCUCGUCCGUCACCAAGCGAGGCCUCAACCAGGAGCAGCUCAACAUGCUGGCGGACAAGCUGCUCGGAGCCAAAGCUCAGAGGAAUCCAGACGGCAUGAUUCCCUGGACCAAGUUCUGCAAGCAGAGCGCCAACGAGAAAGCCUUCCCCUUCUGGCUGUGGAUCGAAGGAAUCCUGGACCUGAUCAAGAGGCACCUACUGUCGCUGUGGAACGACGGAUGCAUCAUGGGCUUCAUCAGCAAGGAGAGGGAGAAGGGCAUGCUGAGCGACAAGUGUCCCGGGACCUUCCUGCUGCGCUUCAGCGAGAGCAGCAAGGAGGGAGCCAUCACCUUCACCUGGAUUGAGCACGACGUCCACGACAAGCCGGUUUAUCACUCCGUGGAGCCGUACACCAAGAAGGAGCUGACGGCCGUGUCGCUGCCAGACAUCAUCCGCACCUACAAGGUGAUGGCUGUGGAGAACAUCCCCGAGAACCCGCUGCGCUUCCUCUACCCCGACAUCCCCAAAGACAAGGCCUUCGGGAAGUACUACCCCAAACCCUCAGAGACUCAAGAGCCGAUGGACGUGGAGAGCACGGAGAAGAGCGGCUACAUGAAGACGGAGCUCAUAUCUGUCUCUGAAGUACAUCCGUCCCGACUGCAGGACAACAUGAUGCCCAUGUCUCCUGACGACUACAAAGCCUUGGAGCGCUACGUCAGCCCCCGAGACAUCGACGCCGUGUUGGAUCUACACGGUUUGGUUCCCCAGGAGCAAGAUAUGAGCUGCAGCUUUGAAACUUCUAACUUCUUGUUGUAGAUAUGAGUUCAGACUUUCAGGAUGAAAGCUGAAGACGUCUCCCUCUGCUGCUGUUCCUGCAUCCGUCUUUAAGGCUCCAAGCCAACUUCCCUCCUGGUGGUUCUGCCCGUACGCUCUGUGUUCCCUCAUCAUGUUCAGGUUCCUCUAGUUGGGUCAUCUAACCUCAUUCACUCUGCUGAGGACUAACAGAACUCAGUUUUUACCUGUUUUUAUUUUCUAUGAUGAAAUGUGACUCUGCAUGCCAUGCCGGCCUUUAAAUGUUUUAAUUCUGAGGUUCUGGACUAGUCCAAAAAGUGUCCAGAUUCAAAGAAAGUCUAUUUAUAUUUAUGUAAACAUGAAAUAA